Cryptosporidium ubiquitum is the source of this 402-nucleotide messenger RNA. Its product is annotated as 60s ribosomal protein L24. Gene Ontology annotation, molecular function: mRNA binding; structural constituent of ribosome. Gene Ontology annotation, biological process: cytoplasmic translation. NCBI's taxonomy places the organism in Eukaryota, Apicomplexa, Conoidasida, Eucoccidiorida, Cryptosporidiidae. The coding region runs from base 1 to 402 and encodes 133 amino acids. The transcript has a single exon. The record is from RefSeq and is a predicted model, not a curated record. Gene Ontology annotation, cellular component: cytosolic large ribosomal subunit.
AUGUCUGCCGUCAAAACCACAAUCAAGACGGAACUCUGUUCUUACAGUGAUUACCGUAUAUACCCAGGAAGAGGAAGAAAGUUUGUUGCUAGAGAUGGUAGAGUCUCAAUAUUUUUAAAUCAAAAAUGUGCAUCUUUGUUCCACCAAAAGAUUAAGCCAGUUAAGCUUAAAUGGUCAACUAGCUGGAGAAGAAUGAACAAGAAGUUGACUAAUCAGGGAACAACUUCAAAAAGAAGAAAUAGAAAGACCGUUAGAAUUCAUAAGGCAAUUGAAGGUUUGUCUUUAGAUGAUAUUAAACAAAAAAGAGCUCAAAACCAAAACAAUUCUGGUGUUGCUCAAAAGGCUGCAUUGUCUGAGGCUAAGGCUAGACAACAGAAGAAGAAGCAAUCAAACAGAAAGUAA